Messenger RNA from Panicum virgatum (switchgrass), 5113 nucleotides. Its product is annotated as putative disease resistance protein RGA1. The record is from RefSeq and is a predicted model, not a curated record. The transcript has 11 exons. Gene Ontology annotation, biological process: defense response to other organism. NCBI's taxonomy places the organism in Eukaryota, Viridiplantae, Streptophyta, Magnoliopsida, Poales, Poaceae. Bases 119 to 3184 code for a protein of 1021 amino acids. Gene Ontology annotation, molecular function: ADP binding.
CCUCACGGCCAUGUUUCUAUAUAAAGCGCCCCCAAAGUAUCACAUGGUGUACACCCCCACAUCUAUCUAAAACCCACUCCUCAUCUUCUUCUUGUGCUCUCUACCUGCUACCGCGAUCAUGGCGGCGCUGCUGGACGAGCUCGCGUCCAAGCUGGUGGGCAUCCUGGCGGGCAUGGUGAAGAAGAAGGUGGAGAUGCUCCUCGGCGUGCCAGGCGAGAUGACCAAGCUCGAGACGACGCUCCGUGACCUGAGCCGCAUCUUGGCAGAUGCUGAGAGGAGGCGCAUCCGCGACCGCGACUCGGCUACAGAGGGUUGGGUGAAGGAGCUCAAGGAUGCCAUGUACGACGCCGAUGACGUCCUUGACCUCUGUCAGCUCAUGGAUGGUGGGGACGAUCCUUCCACACCAAUUUCUGCUCCAAAAAACUCUUCAAGGUGGUGCUGUGAAAUCCCCAAGAUGUUCUUUUGCUUCCGCAACCCUGUUGUGGCCCAUGAGAUUGGAAGGAAGAUCCAAGCGAUCAACCAACAGCUAGAGGACCUUGCGAGGCGGAGCUCCCGCUUUGGAUUCAUCACACAAGCCAUCAACUCCUCCGGUGAUGCCAUCAACAAUACUUCAAACUUUUCGUCGAGCAACACUGGAUCAGUUUUUAUCCAAUCUGAUGUUGUUGGAGAGAAGAUUGAAGAGGACAAGAAGAAAAUUGUGGAUAUGCUCAUCAAGAAGAAGGAUGCUUCUGUUGGAUCAAAGGGCAACAAUAAUGAUGUGGUUGUGGCUGUUGCUAUCACAGGCACAGGUGGGAUAGGCAAAACCACUCUUGCUCAGAUGAUCUUCGAUGAUACUAGGGUGAAGGAGAACUUCGAGGAAAGGAUCUGGUUGAGCGUUAAUCAAGAUGUCAAUGAAAUCAAUGUUCUUCAAACUCUUCUAGCUUAUUUUGGUUCCAAACAUGAAGGUUGUGCUGGAAACAAGAACUUACUUGAGGUUACUUUGGUAGACACGAUCCGGCAAAAGAAGAAGUUUUUGUUGGUGAUGGAUGAUGUGUGGAGUGAAAAGGUGUGGUAUGGGCUGCUUAGAGCGCCACUCAGUCAUGGUGCUCCUGGCAGUCAAGUAUUGGUUACCACAAGAAAUGCUGGAGUUGCUCUUGGAAUGAAAGCUCAACAUCUCCAUCGAGUUGACAAGCUACAACCAGAGGAUGCUUGGAUUUUGCUAAAGAACCAGGUAGUUGUGAAUGAGAGUGAUGAUGAAGCCUAUGUUGAUGGAUUGAAGGGUAUCGGGAUGGAAAUUGUGGAAAGAUGUGACUGCUUGCCCUUAGCAAUCAAGGUCCUUGGAGGACUCUUGCGCCGCAAAAGCAGAACAAGAGAUGCUUGGUUGCAUAUUAGUAGCCACGACAUGUGGUUGACAACCGAAAUCAAUAAAGAUAUUAAUAAAUCUGUCUAUUUGAGUUAUGAAGACUUGCCUUCACACCUGAAGCAGUGUUUUGUGUAUUGUUCGCUUUUCCCUAAAGAUCAGUUAAUAAGAAUGGGAGAUAUAGUCCAGCUCUGGAUAGCGGAAAGUCACAUACGUAACAAAAUAGGCUCAAAUACACUAGAGGGUUUGGGGGAAGAAUACUACAAUGAAUUGAUUUCAAGGAAUCUUCUAGAACCGGACAAAGAUACCUAUGGUCAAGAAGCAUGUAGCAUGCAUGACGUUGUCCGUUCCUUUGCUCAGUAUAUAAUGAAAGAUGAAGGAGCACUUAUUGGUGAGGGUUUAAGAUGCUUAUGUCUUUCUGGCACAAGCAUAUCCACGAUCCCUCGAGGCAUAGGAAAUCUAAAAUUUCUAGAAGCCCUUGACCUUUUUGGGUGCACAAAUAUUUCUCAACUCCCUAACAGCAUCUUAGAGCUGCAGAAACUAAGGUCACUCAACUUUAGCGAUACGGCAAUCACCUCGGUUCCUCGUGGCUUUGGAAAGCUAGAAGAAUUGGUUCGUUUGUUGGGGUUUCCAACACAUUCAGACGAUAGCGCAGAUGGCUGGUGCAGCUUACAAGAACUAGGGCCUCUGUCAAAGCUCAAAAUACUGGUUAUAAGUGUUCUGGAGAAGGCACCUUCCGGUUCUAUGGCUGCUAAAGCAAUGCUUAGCAGUAAAUAUCACCUGAUAGACUUAGAUUUGAGAUUUACCAGCAGGCUCGGAGAGAACGGGGAGGUCGAAGACGACAUCAGCGAGGAGGAGCACGAGAGAAUCGAGGAUGUGUUGGCUAACCUAUGCCCUCCGACUCGCAUAGAAACACUUGAAAUCAUAGGCUAUUUUGCACGUGGGCUACCGCAGUGGAUGAGAACCAUGUCAGCCUUUGAGAGCUUAAGGCGGUUGGCGCUGGAUGACUACGCAUGCUGCACGCAACUGCCUAUUGGAUUGGGCCAGCUCCCCUUUCUUGAUUAUUUUUAUGUUGAUCGUGCACCGUCCGUCCAGUGUGUUAGGCAUGAUUUCCUCCACCCCUCCUUUGGCGGUGAAACGGAUGGCCAGGAAGAGGCACCAGCGCUAACAGGAACACAGAACAAAAGGAGGCAGACUCAUCAUAUCUCGCGUGGUGCUGGUGUGGCAUUUCCCAAGCUGGUAACACUAGGUUUUGAGGGCAUGCUGGGAUGGACAGAGUGGGAGUGGGAGCAGCACGUCCCUGCGAUGCCUGCUCUAGAGGAGCUUACUAUCAGGAAUUGUCAACUGCAACGCCUUCCUGCAGGACUUGCACAGCAUGCACACCUGUUGAGAGAGUUGGACCUGAGUAAUAUCCAGCACUUGGUCUCCAUGGAGAACUUCCCUUCACUAGUCAAGCUUUGGUCAUAUGAAAACCCAUGUCUGGAAAGGAUCAGCAACAACCCAAGCUUGCAAUGGAUUCACAUCAGCAAUUGCCGGGCACUAAAGGAAUUGGACGGUCUGCCAUUCCUCCGGAGCCUGGAGUGGUGGGAUUUGGAUGCUGAAGCACUACCAGAAUACCUACGAGAGGCAAAGCUAAAUAAGCUGCGUGUGGAUUGCAGCCCAAGAUUGCUCAACCUGAUGUCAUUACAAGACGACUCCGCCGAAUGGGAAAAGAUACGGCAUGUUCAGCAGGUAAAGGCAUACGGGAAGAGAUAUACUCAAGACAGUGUCGACCGGCACAUCUUCUACACCAAGGAGCCAUGUUCCUUUGAGGCAGUUAUGGGCGAACCCACAGAUGAGGACUGAGGAGGAAGAGGACAUGGCAAGGGAGGAACAGUAGCACUCCAAGUCAAGACGUACACACAUAGCUUGCGGAUGGGUACGACAGGACCAUUCGAUUCCAUCCAACAAUGUGGAUUUUCGUGAUGAAUGAAGAAACUGCGUGUUGGCUGCCUGGCCGUACUGGGAUGCACUUUGUUGGAGGCUGGAACCUAACGCGCAGGAGAAGAAAGGAAAUUGAAGGUUAUGCUGCAACCGCAAUUUGCUGCUGGAAUUUCCUUUCAGGAACUGCCGGCCGGUUCAACGGGCGUCCGGCGAGAGAUGGUUCGAGGAUGAAUCCUCUGAGUGGGGGAAGAUCAAGCACGUCCAACAAUUAAAAGCACAUGGGCACAAGACAGAGGAAGAGGAGGAAUCCGAGCAAUCGUCGCAGGAAGAUGAGGAGGCCAAUGAGGAGGAAGCCGAACAAUCAGAAGAAGCGGAUGCUGACGAGGAGAAACCAACCAAUCAUCAGAAGAUGAAAAGGCCGAGUGGUACAUCUACUGUACCAAGGAGCCGUAUUCCUUCGACGCAUACUUGGGCGAGUCCACAGACGAAGACGAAGAGUAAGCGGUGAAGGAAUAGAGGGCAGAAAUAACAUCUACUAUACCAAGGAGCCGUAUUCCUUCGACGCAUACUUGGGCGAGUCCACAGGAGUAACACAGGAAUAAUGCAAAGAGUAAAUGAAGCUUCAGAUUGCUGCGUGCGACGGGAGCAUUCCAGUUUAGUUCGUGUGCUGCUAUAUGCUGAUGAAGACGAAGAGUAAGAGGUGAAGGAGAGGCCAGAAAUAACAGAGGAAGAAUUCAAUUCGAAACAGUAUAUGAAGCUUCAGGCUGCUACGACAGGAGUACUAUUCCAUUCGGUCCAGCAACAUGGCUUUUUGUUACGGUAGCCAGUAGGUACGUGUACGUAUGAAAUGUCUUACCCGGAACGCUUGGCGAUUGAAACCCAAGAAGGAGAAGAACCCUUUUUGCCUGAGAUCCAACACACACGCGGCUGCUCCGGGCAGCCGUUGCACGCGAGCUGGCAGAAGGCCAGCGGCUGGACGGAGGUCGGAGGCGUGCAGAGGCUACACUACCAAGGAGCCGUAUUCCUUCCACAGAUGAAGAGGACGAGGACUUGGCGACGGAGCAGAUCACGCGAGGGAGCAGCAUGUGAAAGAAUGCAGGGGCAUUCCAAGGAAGAGGAAACUUCAGAGGUUCAGAGUGCCACGAGCCCACGACACGACCACCAUUCUCUUCCAUCCAACAACGACGAGGCUUUUCAUCAGUUCUCAGACUGAAUGACCGGAGCCGUUAUCUGAAGAAUUGACUGUUGGUUGGCAGUCGUGCCGAGCAGUGGGCGGCGGCGCGCGACCUGAGGAGUCCUCGCCGAGCUGGGAGCUGGGCGCCGGGCAGUUCGACGAGCACCUUGGGUGGGACCGCACACAGGGUGCUCUCAGGGCGCGGCGAUGACCACGCGAAGGGAGCCCUCACACACGUCUGGACCCUGUCGUCUCCGCCAUGUUCCGGAUGACGGAAGCAGCCCUGCUCGGCCACGCUGAGGAUACCAGACUGUGGAUCAGCUGUGCCUGCGGAGGCGCAUGGCGGCACUCGUGCCAGAUGUGUUUGGUUACUGGAACGAACAUAUGGCGAGACAGAAACCGGCCUGAACAUGAUCACAAACAUGAUCACAGUAUGGAUGUUACCGUGCGUUUCAUUUUUCAUCUUCUUCUUAUCUUUUAGAAAAGCACCUUUUCUGUGUGGCACCGCACGACUCAAGAGUUCUUUGCUAGUGGUGGUGACGUGUUUUUGCAGAAAAGUGGAAUGCUGAUACUAAUGCUCGAGUGCAAAUGAUUCGCAGCUGAGUUGUUAAUGUGCAGUUCUCUGUCUUUUUUAACUUCAGUUGUACUAGCAAAAAGUCAUAAACAGCUUGCCGAUC